Anopheles merus is the source of this 2438-nucleotide messenger RNA. RefSeq names its product protein spinster-like. Gene Ontology annotation, cellular component: membrane. The record is from RefSeq and is a predicted model, not a curated record. Lineage: Eukaryota; Metazoa; Arthropoda; Insecta; Diptera; Culicidae. Bases 748 to 2307 code for a protein of 519 amino acids. The transcript has 9 exons. Gene Ontology annotation, molecular function: transmembrane transporter activity. Gene Ontology annotation, biological process: transmembrane transport.
GGAAGCAACCAGCAACCAAGCACCAUCGAAUAGGACGAUAACCGAGUGCCGGAAACAGUUAGUAAGAGUCUAAGGGAAGAGGUUAGCAUUUGUAAGUUAAAGUUUCAGAACCGAUUCAAAAACGGUAAACGCACCUACCAAAAACUGCUGAUAAUUUUUUAUUGCUCCUAACAAUAAUCCUAAAAAGAUAAGGCCACGCUGUUGGACUUGCGCUAUCCUGGCUAAAGAAUCGCGUCAUGACUCAAAGAAAGCGUGUGUGACGAAGUGACAGUGUAAUUUGAAUGGGAUGAUUGUCCCAGUAUAGGUUUCUUUUCGAUCGUGUUCGGUUCUCUUUCCCGAACCCUUUUCCCGAACCCUUUUCCCGUACCUUUCCCGAAGUUCCUUUUCUCAAAAGAACGUAAAAUCAGUGAGAAAAGGAACUUUGCCGUUGUUGAAAGUAACCACCGUCAUUGCCGUUUGAAUUGAUUUGAAAUCAGUGCUAGUGUUAGUCUCAAAGAACAUUAUUUUGACUAGUGGUUUGAUGAUCAAGUCAUUAGCAGUCGUUGUGCCUUAAAAGUUGUGGUGUUUAAGCGUUUCUAACUCCAUUAACUCGCUGCGACAGACAUAUACCAGCUCAGAGUCUCCAGAAUCGCCGGGUAAAGCGAGCAGAGAGUAAGAGUGUGACAGCGAAGAAGCAACAGGAGUAGUCGUCAUCGGUUGCCGCAAUCGCAAAGCAACAGUAAUACCUGUAAGAAGUGUAUCGGCAUCAUGGCUCAGCCAGUCCGCGGUGGCAUCCAAUCCAAUCCGGCAGAACAAAUGCCCUUGGACUCCAAUUCCGGAAUGUCCUCCGUAGAAGAGAUAAAGCUGCAGAGCGUUCACGAAAACUCAAAUGUUGUUACUCAAUCCAAUCCGGCAGAACAAAUGCCCAUGGUCUCCAAUGAUAUGCAGAAUACGAUGGAAGAGGAGCGCGACAGGUGGGAGAAACCAAGUGACACUGCGAGGUGCCUGUGUUUUGAGGUCCUGAGCGUCAUCAACGGCCAGAUGCACAUGGACUGGCCCGUAACGUUCUUUUUAAUGGCAAUAACAAUACAUCGCUUGAAAAUGAACAAAGAAGAAUCGAUCAUCCUGUGGCUAGCAAUCGUGCUACCAUACGCGUUAUUUGCGCCUGUGUUUGGCUAUUUGGGCGAUCGUUACUCGCGGAAAUGGAUCAUGGUGCUGGGUGUGUUGCUCGCGAGCAUGGCCACCCUGCUCAAUACGUUCACGGAUUCGUUCUGGUGGUUCACGACGUUCCGGGUGCUGGCCGGUAUUGGGCAGGCGUCCUUCAGUACCCUAGCACCCACCAUCAUCUCUGACAUGUACAUUGGUAUAAAAAGAUCGUUGAGGCUGAUCAGCUUCCAUAAUGCUCAACCGUUUGGAUGUUUUUUUGGAAUUAUGAUUGCAACAAUCAUUUCCACAACGGAAUCAUGCGUUUGGCUUACUCGGGUGCCACCGGUGCUGGGUGCGAUCGCAGUGGUGCCGAUUAUGAUGAUGCAUGAUCCACGGCGGGGCCAGAGCGAAGGCACACAUCACCUACCGACCACCUCGUACAUUAAGGACCUGAGAGUGAUCAAGCGCAACCGUUCGUUCAUCUGUAGAAGCUGGAAGAGCUAUCCUAUGCCAGCACCGUUGUGCUCGGAAUCAGAAACUUUAUAUACCUUUUUUGUGAACUUCUGCGUGUUCUGUUGGUUCCCCGGACCGUUUUUUGCCAACUGGUUGCAAGCAAAGAACGCAAACGCCAACCCGUACAUUUGUGCGGUAGGUUUGCUCCUAAGCGUGCCGCUGAUAUUUUUCCCGUUUCACUGGAUGGCGGGAAAUGUGCUAGUGUUGUGGUUGCUAGUUUAUUUCAGCGCAGUGGGCAUCAAUUCGACUUUGCCGAACGUAAUGUACAUUCUGCUGAGCGUCGUUGCAGCUACGAGACGCGCCACUGCAGUGGGCUUCCAAAUUUGUAUCUCGCACCUAAUUGGAGUGGUUUUUGGUUUAUAUCUGAAUGUUUGGCAAUUGCUAAAAACAUACGAUUCGCUUCAGUUUGUGAAUGAAACAGUAUCAGAUGAUCCGUACCGCCCAAGCACAGAAUUGAACGAAUCAACACUGUUGUAUAGGCCGAGCUUAACAAACACAACCGCUACCGAAGCAAAUAUGAACGAUGUAAUAAAUUUUGCGAUGCUGCAUUACUCUUUUCAAAGAGUCAUUUGGCUUCCCGGUGUCUUCGUGUUCAUCGGUACUACAUGUUUCCUCGUGACCGCAUGCUACAUCGAUCAGGAUCGGAAACGCGUUAAGGCAGAGGUGUGAGUUAUCGAAAAUUGACACCGUUUACUUUAAUAUACUCCCUGCGAUGCAUUAGUAGUAACUAAGUCAUUUAUCAAAGUAUGUAUUGUUCUGCGACAUUUUAAAUAAAAUGGGUUAAAGUUAAAUUAAGUUAA